AUGCUUCAGCUACAAUACUUCAAAAAUGAAUACGACUCAGAACAAAAUAUGCGUCAAUCGAUUGUUGUGAAAGCCCGUGUCGAUGACAUGGAACAAGCGGAAAAUGCCAUUUUCGAUCUUACUGAGUCACUUGGAACGUUCUUCGUUCAAGAGGAUGUCUACUUCAAUGUUCCAAAUGGAAACCUUAAACUCCGAAUUAUGCAUCCAAAUAUUGGAGGACCAGAUGCUCGCUGA
Ostertagia ostertagi is the source of this 234-nucleotide messenger RNA. NCBI's taxonomy places the organism in Eukaryota, Metazoa, Nematoda, Chromadorea, Rhabditida, Trichostrongylidae. The record is from the annotation of a GenBank genome assembly.